AUGUCAGCUCAGCAGGUGUGCACCUCGAACUCCUCAAAUUUCUGGCUCAUCGGAACCUUCGUGGUGGCGACCUUCUUGGGAAAUUUGUGCGGUUCAGGUUCGGUCUUAUCAGGGGGUUUGGAGGGGGGGCUCAAGGCCUCAGACCGUCGAAAAGGUGCAAACCAUGACCUGGGCACCAGCUCCCGGGCCCCGCCCGCGGUGGGCGGACGUCGUGGAUUCUUCGCAGGAGCAGGAGGACCGCAUGGAAGUCUGGCAAACAUAACCCUGAACCCUCAACCGAAAGCAUUGGAGCAGGUUUGGAGGUAUCGUGCUGGAGUCCACGGGGCACAUGCGCCAGGUUUGGAUUCGUGGUUCAUUCCCCGCCUUCUGGCCUAG
This is a messenger RNA of Symbiodinium natans, 375 nucleotides long. The record is from the annotation of a GenBank genome assembly. Lineage: Eukaryota; Dinophyceae; Suessiales; Symbiodiniaceae.